Molecule: messenger RNA, 2606 nt
Organism: Anastrepha ludens (Mexican fruit fly)
Lineage: Eukaryota; Metazoa; Arthropoda; Insecta; Diptera; Tephritidae
Product: protein THEM6
Exons: 3
Coding region: 1455-2168 (237 amino acids)
Source: RefSeq, a predicted model, not a curated record
GCGGCCACGAAAUGUUGUGCUUUAGAAGCAAACUUAUAUAGAAAUGUAGAAAAUAUAGAAAGAUAAAUACUUAUUAUGCACAGUUAUAUCCGCAAAGUGGCAAUAAGUGGUGGUGCAAGUAGCAUAAAAUAAUUGCUUUCAUUGUUUUAAUGUUUGCAUUUAGGCGUACAAAGUGAUGCACUAAUAUCCACACCAGUUAGAGAAUGAGAAGAAAAUUAGAAUAAUAUUGAUUACGAAGUGUUUUUACUAGCAGUAGAUUAAUUCGUGAGAUUCCUUUGAUGGUUUAUAUGCAAAGAAAAAAAACGACUAACAAAUAUUAAUAAAUAAAAUCUUCUUUGGGUAUGAAAAUUAUAUGGUAGCAAAUUGCAUUAUAAAAAACAGCAAAAAAGCACUGUAUGCUUAUAUAUGUAUGCACAUAUGUGGUAAACCCAUCACUGAAUGACGAAGUGAUGACCCGUACGAUGGGCGUAAAUUUGGUUUGAAGAGCUGGCGCAAAUAAUACUCACACAACUGUAUAGGAGUAAGCCAAAUUAUAGUGCGGCAGGGCAGUUUUCAUUGAUUGAGGAGUUCCAGCUACUAAAAGCGCAUUUUUGACUAUUUUUACACAAGGCUGAUGAUGACUAGCAAAUAGUAAUUCAACCUGUAACACAUAACUGGCAACGAUGUGAAAGGAUUAUGACCCAGUUUUAGAAAGACAAAACGAAGAAGACUAAACCUACAUUUUAGAAAGUAUAAAAAGCAGAAGAAUAGCGAAAUAAACGAAAAGUGUACAUACAGCGAAAAAAAGUCUAAUAGAUUGAUUGGAGAAGUGAAUGCAUUGAAGUCGGCUCUCAGAUGAACUGUUAAUGUGACGAAGUGUAAUCUACGGAUGCAUUGAAAGUACUAUAGUUUGCACACGUUAUUGAUCUCCCACCAAAUGCCAAAUGACAAAUACGAGUUCAUGUUUCUAAAUGACAGAAUAUGAAAAAAGUCACAUCUAUAAAAAAAAUAUAUAAUAAAUAUAGAAUUAAAUAAUGUAUACUCGAAGUACAAAAAGUGCAAUUUACCAAAAGAAAACCUUAUCACACACAUACUUACACGUACAUAAACUUGUAUGUGAUUAGAAAGUACUCACAUUAACUAUCCUUAUUGAAAUUUAGUGAUAUUACGCGCAUCCUUUGAUUACACGAAGCCAAUUCAAUGUACAUGGAAUAUAAAUUGGCAAUUUGUGAAUCCGUAUAAGUGCGGCUCCUAAGUUAACCGCAAUUGAAGUUAGCAGAACUUAACAAAGCACGGAAGUACAGCUCAUUUUGUGCAUUGCUUUGAACUACGUCCAAUGCCGCUGAUCAAAGAAAACUUGCAGCUCCUUCGAAUUAGUUCAUUAGCGGCAUUCGUCAGCAACGUAGCUUUAAUAACAGAACAUUUAAGUACUUAAGUAAUACUUGCACACUUAAAUAAUAUUGCUGCUUCCAAUUAUGCUGCCCUGGUGGUGUUAUGUGUUAAUUGUGGGGCUGGUGCUUUAUGCUCUAUUCGAACUCCAUUACUUCCUGCGUAUGUGCCUUUGUGUAAUUUCAGCGCGUUUCGUUAAGGGUAAAUGUCACAUUUUGGAAACGACCACAGUAGGAGGUAUCUGCCUCACUAAUGACAUCGACUGGUUGCUGUACCACAUGAACAAUGCGCGUUACUUGCGAGAGUUGGAUUUUGCACGAGUCGAUUUCUAUGAGCGCACAGACUUGUAUCGGACAAUAAAAGGAAAAGGUGGUUCUGUCUUUCAGGGAGCAGCUACCAUACGGUAUCGGCGCUUUAUCAGACCCUAUCAUCGUUUUCAAAUACAAUCACGAAUCAUCUAUUGGGACGAUCAAUCUGUUUAUAUGGAACAUCGUUUUGUAAGGCCCUCCGAUCAAUUCGUACACGCCAUUGCAAUAUGUCGGCAACGCAUUGUCGAUUGCUCAGCGGAUGAGGUGAUGAAUGAAUUAUUGGCACCUAAAAGUAUGCAAUUGCAAGCUUCUCACAAUACUGUUACCUCAACGGCGAGCCUGGAGAAUAAUAGUACUGUAACCACAACAAAUUUGGAUGUGGCCGAAAAUGGACAAGCACGUGUUAAAUUGAAACCUGAUGUGCCACCGGAGAUUCAAAAAUGGAUCGAAUAUAAUGAUUUGUCAAGUAAGAAUCUACGCGCCAAUUGCUGAUAGUUAUGGGCAGUAGAAUUGCAGAUAGUCAAUCUAAAUACUAUACAAAUACAUACAAAAAGUGCUUACUUAGUUUAUGGUUAUGCGUGUCUACAUAUUCGAGUACAUACAUAUGUGCAUAUAUACAAACAUAUAUAAAUUUAAAUACGUAUAUAUUUAUGUAGUUGCACUUACUAAAUGCUAAAGAAAAAUAGAAAAUUGCGAAGAAGAAAGAAUUUAUUUAUUUUUGGAAAUAAUUUUAGUAUUCAAAUCUUGAUAAAAUAUUUUUGUGUUAAUUUUUAGUUUUCUAUACAAAUAGAAAUAUGUAAAUUUUGGAGUGAGAUCAACGUAUAUGCCAAUGUGAAAGAUGAACUACCUAAAAUAAAUGUAUGUGUAAAUGUGUGCAAAAAGGAUGAAUCCUAUACCAAUAAAUAAAGGCAAAUUUGUAGAAAAUCCUCA